GCACUUGUAUAAUCACACUUCGGAUAUAAAUUAAAUGCAAACAAACAAUUUUUUUAGUUUAAGUUUUUAAAAAUAACUUAAAAUUUUUACUCAAAAUUCUUUGAGCACUAGAUUUGCUUCAAUUUGAAGGAAAACUACUUUUUGACAAAAAGUCCAUAAAUCAAUACAACUUUUACGGAGACAAAAAUGUUUGAGAAAGCGAUCGAAGAUUUCCGCAAAAAUGGUUUUGCAGUCAUUCCCGACUUCAUCGACAGUGAGUUCGUCGAAGAACUCAAGAAACGGAUCCACGAAUUGGUCGACAAUAUUGACGUAACAAAGGAGAAGAUGGCCACCGAUGAGACAGUGAACCCGUCGGUCGACAUCGAGUCUGCGGACAAAAUCCGUUUCUUCUUCGAGAAGGAGGCCUUCGAUGAAAAGGGAAACCUAAAGGUUGACAAACAUAAGGCUCUCUUUCGCAUCGGCUUUGCGUUGCAUUGUUUGGAUCCGACGUUCAAGAGGUUGACCUUCAGUGACAAAGUGAAGGCAUUGGUCAAAGAGCUGGGCUUUGAAUCACCCCGAGUGGCACAGAGUAUGUAUAUAUUCAAGAACCCCGAGAUCGGGGGUGUGUUCAUCCCGCACCAAGAUGCCACAUAUCUGCACGCCGUGGGCGACGACCUCCGCGAGGCCGGCAUUUGGUUUGCUCUCGAAGACGCCACUGAAGACAACGGUUGUCUGUCAUUCAUUCCGGGCUCUCAUAAGACAGGACUUCAUCGCCAAUACGUGAGGAAUGAGAAGGAAAACGAUCCGCCAUUUGUGUUCACAAAAGACAAUCCCGACUAUAAGGACGAGGACUUUGUGUUGGCGCCGGCGAAGAAGGGUUCAGCCGUACUCAUCGACGGACUGGUGGUUCACCGAUCGGCACAGAAUCGCUCGGCGAAGGGUCGGCCA
Messenger RNA from Medioppia subpectinata, 927 nucleotides. The record is from the annotation of a GenBank genome assembly. NCBI's taxonomy places the organism in Eukaryota, Metazoa, Arthropoda, Arachnida, Sarcoptiformes, Oppiidae.